ACCACGUCCCUGGUCCCAGCUCGGGAGCACAUCAGAGGCUUAGAGGCGAGUGGGAAGGGACUCAGACAGUGCAGGACGAGAAACGCCCGCGGCACCAAAGCCCCUCAGAGCGUCGCCCCCGCCUCUAGUUCUAGAAAGUCAGUUUCCCGGCACUGGCACCCCGGAACCUCAGGGGCUGCCGAGCUGGGGGGGCGCUCAAGCUGCGAGGAUCCGGGCUGCCCGCGAGACGAGGAGCGGGCGCCCAGGGGCAACCGCUGUCAUGAGUUACAGUCCUUCCAGGAUGUGCCUCUGAAAAUGGAUUGCAUAUAAAUGAUGGGGUGCAUGAAGUCCAAGUUCCUCCAGGUCGGAGGCAAUACAUUCUCAAAAACUGAAACCAGCGCCAGCCCACACUGUCCUGUGUACGUGCCGGAUCCCACAUCCACCAUCAAGCCGGGGCCUAAUAGCCACAACAGCAACACACCAGGAAUCAGGGAGGCAGGCUCUGAGGACAUCAUCGUGGUUGCCCUGUAUGAUUACGAGGCCAUUCACCACGAAGACCUCAGCUUCCAGAAGGGGGACCAGAUGGUGGUCCUAGAGGAAUCCGGGGAGUGGUGGAAGGCUCGAUCCCUGGCCACCCGGAAGGAGGGCUACAUCCCAAGCAACUAUGUCGCCCGCGUUGACUCUCUGGAGACAGAGGAGUGGUUUUUCAAGGGCAUCAGCCGGAAGGACGCAGAGCGCCAACUGCUGGCUCCCGGCAACAUGCUGGGCUCCUUCAUGAUCCGGGAUAGCGAGACCACUAAAGGAAGCUACUCUUUGUCCGUGCGAGACUACGACCCUCGGCAGGGAGAUACCGUGAAACAUUACAAGAUCCGGACCCUGGACAACGGGGGCUUCUACAUAUCCCCCCGAAGCACCUUCAGCACUCUGCAGGAGCUGGUGGACCACUACAAGAAGGGGAACGACGGGCUCUGCCAGAAACUGUCGGUGCCCUGCAUGUCUUCCAAGCCCCAGAAGCCUUGGGAGAAAGAUGCCUGGGAGAUCCCUCGGGAAUCCCUCAAGCUGGAGAAGAAACUUGGAGCUGGGCAGUUUGGGGAAGUCUGGAUGGCCACCUACAACAAGCACACCAAGGUGGCAGUGAAGACGAUGAAGCCAGGGAGCAUGUCGGUGGAGGCCUUCCUGGCAGAGGCCAACGUGAUGAAAACUCUGCAGCAUGACAAGCUGGUCAAACUUCAUGCGGUGGUCACCAAGGAGCCCAUCUACAUCAUCACGGAGUUCAUGGCCAAAGGAAGCUUGCUGGACUUUCUGAAAAGUGAUGAGGGCAGCAAGCAGCCAUUGCCAAAACUCAUUGACUUCUCAGCCCAGAUUGCAGAAGGCAUGGCCUUCAUCGAGCAGAGGAACUACAUCCACCGAGACCUCCGAGCUGCCAACAUCUUGGUCUCUGCAUCCCUGGUGUGUAAGAUUGCUGACUUUGGCCUGGCCCGGGUCAUUGAGGACAACGAGUACACGGCUCGGGAAGGGGCCAAGUUCCCCAUCAAGUGGACAGCUCCUGAAGCCAUCAACUUUGGCUCCUUCACCAUCAAGUCAGACGUCUGGUCCUUUGGUAUCCUGCUGAUGGAGAUCGUCACCUACGGCCGGAUCCCUUACCCAGGGAUGUCAAACCCUGAAGUGAUCCGAGCUCUGGAGCGUGGAUACCGGAUGCCUCGCCCAGAGAACUGCCCAGAGGAGCUCUACAACAUCAUGAUGCGCUGCUGGAAAAACCGUCCGGAGGAGCGGCCGACCUUCGAAUACAUCCAGAGUGUGCUGGAUGACUUCUACACGGCCACAGAGAGCCAGUACCAACAGCAGCCAUGAUAGGGAGGACCAGGGCAGGGCCAGGGGGUGCCCAGGUGGUGGCUGCAAGGUGGCUCCAGCACCAUCCGCCAGGGCCCACACCCCCUUCCUACUCCCAGACACCCACCCUCGCUUCAGCCACAGUUUCCUCAUCUGUCCAGUGGGUAGGUUGGACUGGAAAAUCUCUUUUUGACUCUUGCAAUCCACAAUCUGACAUUCUCAGGAAGCCCCCAAGUUGAUAUUUCUAUUUCCUGGAAUGGUUGGAUUUUAGUUACAGCUGUGAUUUGGAAGGGAAACUUUCAAAAUAGUGAAAUGAAUAUUUAAAUAAAAGAUAUAAAUGCCAAAGUCUUUACCAAAA
Molecule: messenger RNA, 2167 nt
Organism: Homo sapiens (human)
Lineage: Eukaryota; Metazoa; Chordata; Mammalia; Primates; Hominidae
Gene: HCK
Product: HCK proto-oncogene, Src family tyrosine kinase
Exons: 14
Coding region: 310-1830 (506 amino acids)
Biological process (GO): intracellular signal transduction; cellular response to cytokine stimulus; defense response
Cellular component (GO): cytoplasmic vesicle; focal adhesion; cytosol
Molecular function (GO): non-membrane spanning protein tyrosine kinase activity; protein tyrosine kinase activity; ATP binding
Source: RefSeq, marked reviewed